AUCGUGAAUAACUUAGUUAAUUAUUGUAAAAAUAGUUUUUAUAUUUUAAUUUUUAUUAGAAUUUCUUUAUUUUUUUUUAGUUUAAAAUUUUUAUUUAAUGAUUUAAUUUAUUUUAUUGAAUGAGAAAUUUUAACAAUACAAUCUAUGUCAAUUGUAAUAACAUUUUUAUUUGAUUGAAUGAGUUUAAUAUUUAUAUCUUUUGUUUUAUUAAUUUCUUCUUUAGUUAUUUUUUAUAGAAAUCAAUAUAUGGAAGAAGACUAUAAUAUUAAUCGGUUUAUUUUAUUAGUAUUAAUAUUUGUUAUAUCAAUAAUAAUAUUAAUUAUUAGUCCUAAUUUAAUUAGAAUUUUAUUAGGAUGAGAUGGAUUAGGAUUAGUUUCUUAUUGUUUAGUUAUUUAUUUUCAAAAUGUUAAAUCUUAUAAUGCUGGGAUAUUAACUGCUUUGUCUAAUCGAAUUGGAGACGUAGCUUUAUUAUUAACAAUUGCUUGAAUAUUAAAUUAUGGAAGUUGAAAUUAUAUUUUUUAUUUAGAUUUAAUAGGGAAAAAUAUAGAAAUAAUAAUUAUUGGAGGGUUAGUGAUAUUAGCCGCCAUAACUAAAAGAGCUCAAAUUCCUUUUUCUUCUUGGUUACCUGCUGCAAUAGCUGCUCCUACCCCUGUUUCCGCUUUAGUGCAUUCAUCAACAUUAGUUACAGCUGGGGUUUAUUUAUUAAUUCGAUUUAAUAUUUUAUUAGUUAAUUGAUGAAUAGGUCAAUUUCUUUUAUUAGUCUCUGGGUUAACAAUAUUUAUAGCAGGAUUAGGAGCAAAUUUUGAAUUUGAUUUAAAAAAAAUUAUUGCUUUAUCAACUUUAAGACAAUUAGGACUAAUAAUAAGAAUUUUAUCUAUAGGAUAUUAUAAUUUAGCUUUUUUUCAUUUAUUAACUCAUGCUUUAUUUAAAGCUUUAUUAUUUAUAUGUGCAGGAUCUAUUAUUCAUAAUAUAAAAAAUUCUCAAGAUAUUCGAAUAAUAGGAAGACUAAGAAUAAGAAUGCCUUUAACGUGUAGUUGUUUUAAUGUGGCUAAUUUAGCGUUGUGUGGGAUGCCUUUUUUGGCUGGAUUUUAUUCUAAAGAUUUAAUUUUAGAAAUAGUAAGUUUAUCUUAUUUAAAUUCUUUUUCUUUUUUUCUUUUUUUUUUUAGAACAGGAUUAACUGUAUGUUAUUCAUUUCGUUUAGUUUAUUAUUCAAUAACUGGAGAUUUUAAUAGAAGAGUUUUACAUCCUUUAAAUGACAAGGGAUGAACUAUAAUUUUUAGAAUUUUUUUUUUAAUAAUUAUAGCAAUUAUUGGAGGAUCAAUAUUAAGAUGAUUAAUAUUUUUUAAUCCAGCAAUGAUUUGUUUACCUUUAAUUUUAAAAAUAUUAACUUUAUUAGUUUGUAUUUUAGGAGGAGUUAUAGGGUAUAUUUUAAGAAACGUUAAAUUAUUUUUUAUAAAUAAAUCUUUAUAUUAUUAUAAUUUUGUUUGUUUUGUUGGGUCUAUAUGAUUUAUACCAAUUAUUUCUACUAUUGGAGUAAUUAAUUAUCCAUUAAAAUUAGGAUUAUAUUCAUAUAAAAGUUUUGAUCAAGGAUGAAGAGAAUUUUUUGGGGCACAAAUAUUAUAUUUUAAAUUAAAAUCUUAUUCUUUAUAUUUACAAGAAUUUCAAAAUAAUAAUUUAAAAAUUUAUAUAUUAAGAUAUAUAUUAUGAUUUAUUGUAUUAUUAAUGUUAAGUAUAUUUUUAAUUUAA
This is a messenger RNA of Anopheles cruzii, 1746 nucleotides long. The record is from the annotation of a RefSeq genome assembly. NCBI's taxonomy places the organism in Eukaryota, Metazoa, Arthropoda, Insecta, Diptera, Culicidae.